CCCAGUUCUCCUCAACCCUCAGUCCUGUGUCCUGUCCUGUCCUGUGUCCUGAUCUCAGUGUCAUGGCUCUGAUUUCCACCCUGACUCCGGUGUUCGUGGCCGUCCUGUGUGUCGUCAUCGCCUUCCUGUAUAAAGCGCGGCGCGGGUCGGAGUCUUCCUCAGCGCAGAGAUCUCCAGAAGCCCGGCCCUGGGUGGACGAGGACCUGCAGGACGACACCGAGAUCAGUGGCAGAGAAAACGAGGAAGAUGAUUGGGCAGUUGCAGGGACUGAAGAUCUCCCCCAUGUCCCGUACACCCCAGAUCGCUAUUCCGAGGAAGAGAUGCUGGAACGUUCCAAACAGUUCUAUGCCCUUUUGAACGCACGCCGGUCAGUGCGCUUUAUCAGCCCAGAACCCGUCCCACGAGAGGUGAUCGAUUACGUGAUACGCACUGCAGGGACGGCCCCGAGCGGGGCUCACACUGAGCCGUGGACGUUCGUGGUGGUGGCCGACGCUGAGACCAAACACAAAAUCCGAGAGAUUGUGGAAGAGGAGGAAGAGAUCAACUACAAACAGAGGAUGGGAGAUAAAUGGGUUGAGGACCUGCGCAGACUCAGGACUAACUGGGUGAAGGAGUAUCUUGACACAGCACCAUAUCUCAUCCUCAUCUUUAAGCAGACGUACGGAAUAAAGCCUGGUGGAAAGAAAAAGACUCACUACUACAACGAGAUUAGCGUGUCCAUCUCAUGCGGCCUCCUUCUGGCGGCUCUACAGAACGUGGGUCUGGUGACGGUGACCUCUACACCUCUAAACUGCGGGCCACAACUCCGGCUCCUCCUCCAUCGCCCGGCCAACGAGAAACUGCUCAUGCUGCUUCCUGUUGGCUACCCAGCUCCGGACGCCACCGUGCCCGAUCUCACGCGCAAGGGACUUCAGGACACCAUGGUGUUUGUGUAACAUCGUCAGCAUCCACCUGGCUUCCUGAGUACAGACUGGCAUGGAGACUUGAUUGAAAUUACUUGUGAUGGCGGAGUAUUUUUAAAAAAGAAUUGCUUUAUUAAACAACAAAAUGGUUAAUCAAUAUAUAUAUAUAUAUAUAUAUAUAUAUAUAUAUAUAUAUAUAUAUAUAUUGAUUAACCAUUUUCUCUCUCUCUCUCUCUCUCUCUCUCUACAUAUAUGUAUGUAGAGAGAGAGAGAGAGAGAGCGAGACCAGAGAAAGGUUUCACAGUUGAUACUCACUGAAAAGUGUGUAGUUCAUGCUUCUGGGUUGCCAAAUUUUUCUGGUUUUGAGUGGAAAUAAGUUCAGUAUGAGUUUUUAAAUACAAACACUUUGUUUCUCUAAGCCUCCAAAAAUCUGCAAUAGAAAAUCCUGACUUAAUACUUAAUACUGCUUUUCUCUUGAGUUAACAACAUGCAAGGAAAAGUCUGAUAUGCUUAAGUCUGAUUUCAGAAGUAAAUGUUCCUGAGACACGCCUUUUGUUUUUGUCAAGCUCCCACCUGUGCAACUCUCACGCAGUUUCUGAACACCGCUUACGUCUGAGGUCGGAACGUCGGCUAUAUCCUCACUAAACUUAAUCUCCCAUGCAAGCCGAUAAAGAAAAACAACUUCAGCAAAUAUUGACAAGUCUUAAUCCUUACCUUUUAAAUCCUGCUACUUAAAUGGUAUAUAUACAGUCAAGUAUAAAAGUUAGUGCCCCCUCUUUUUACUCUAUGUUUUUUGUUUGUGGAAAAACACAAUAGAAAUGAUCUUAUCAGUAUUAGGCAAAGAUUACCCCAGACGGACAACAACAUAUAGCUUUUUUUCUAAAAACUGCUUCUACAAGAUUUAAAAGGGGAAAAUGCAGCCAUGUGCUGCAAAUCAUCAGUACGUGAUUAAUUGAUCCUCAGCAUGUGUGAGGUUUAGGCAGUUUGCCGGUCUGGAACAUUCAGGUGUAUGUUAACACAGUGCUAAGAGAGAAAGAAAUAAGCAAUAGUCUUAAAAAAGCAAAUAAAAUACAAAAAAACACAAGAGCUACAUCUCAGACCCCACAGACCUCAAUAAGCAUGUUAAAUGUAAAAGUCCAUGACAGUACAAUUAGAAGAAGACUGAAGAAGUAUGGUUUGUUUGGAAAGAUUGCCAGGAGAAACCUCUUCUGUUUAAAAAGAACACAACUGAGUUUUGCAAAAUUGCAUUUGAAAAAAACACUAAGGUUCUGGAACUGUAUCUGUUAAACUGUAUCUGUGCUUAUAUAUAUAUAUAUAUAUAUAUAUAUAUAUAUAUACAGACACAGUUUAUAAAACAGCUGCCUUUAAUAUGUAAGUGUAUCACAUGCUAAUAAAUGUGUGACUUGCAAAAUCA
Clarias gariepinus (North African catfish) is the source of this 2316-nucleotide messenger RNA. RefSeq names its product iodotyrosine deiodinase (gene iyd). Gene Ontology annotation, molecular function: oxidoreductase activity. Bases 63 to 935 code for a protein of 290 amino acids. Lineage: Eukaryota; Metazoa; Chordata; Actinopteri; Siluriformes; Clariidae. The record is from RefSeq and is a predicted model, not a curated record. The transcript has 5 exons.